CACAAUGGAGAGAUACGUCCGGCUGGAAAAGCUUGGAGAGGGUACCUAUGCGACUGUUUACAAGGGGAAAAGCUGUCAGACUUCUGAGACAGUCGCACUUAAAAAAAUACAUUUGAAUGCUGAGGAAGGAGCUCCUUCGACUGCUAUACGUGAAAUAUCCCUCAUGAAAGAGCUCAAGCACAUGAAUAUUGUUCGUCUUUAUGAUGUUAUUCACACCGAGGUGACCUUGACGCUUGUGUUUGAGUUUAUGGACCAGGACUUGAAAAAGUUUAUGGAUGUGCAUGGUGGAGCUUUAAAGCCUUCAUUGUGCUGCAAUUUCAUGUUCCAGCUACUGCGAGGAAUCAUGUUUUGUCAUGACAAUCGGGUACUGCAUCGAGACCUGAAGCCACAGAACCUGCUUAUCAAUUCAAACUUUGAGCUCAAGCUAGCGGAUUUUGGUCUUGCAAGGGCAUUUGGAAUUCCUGUCAACACCUUCUCUAAUGAAGUAGUAACUCUCUGGUAUCGUGCCCCCGACGUUCUCCUUGGCUCACGAAACUACUCGACCUCGAUUGAUAUGUGGUCUAUCGGUUGUAUUAUGUCAGAAAUGCAUACAGGAAAACCUCUUUUUUCAGGAAAAGAUAACGAAGAUCAACUUCUCAAAAUCUUCAAACUUCUUGGAACACCAACAGAAGAUACGUGGCCACGGGUAUCUGAAUACUCGGAAUACAAGAAAACGUUUCCGUAUUAUGCACCAAUAGAUCUUAGAACGAAGCUGCCCAUGUUAGAUAAUGUUGCAUUGAAUAUACUAGCUAGAAUGCUGCAGUACCAACCGCUGAUUCGUGUGAGCGCAAAAGAAGCACUGUUGCAUCCUUACUUUGCAGAGAUUAUUCAGGCUAUUGGACACAUGGAUGUGUUAAUUGGACAAGGAGGUCAAGCCAUCAGCUCACCUCCAAAUGCUGCCGUGAUUGCUGCCAAUUCAAACGGACCAAACUAUGCAGCUCAAUUGGCCUAUGCUGCAUCACGCGCUUCACAGGUGCAACCUCAACAUCACAACUAGCGACAAAGGGCAUGAGAAUGGAAAGAUGAAAUAAAAUAAAAAAUUGUCAACAAUC
Molecule: messenger RNA, 1091 nt
Organism: Batrachochytrium dendrobatidis JAM81
Lineage: Eukaryota; Fungi; Chytridiomycota; Chytridiomycetes; Rhizophydiales
Exons: 2
Coding region: 5-1036 (343 amino acids)
Biological process (GO): protein phosphorylation
Cellular component (GO): cytoplasm; nucleus
Molecular function (GO): ATP binding; cyclin-dependent protein serine/threonine kinase activity
Source: RefSeq, a predicted model, not a curated record